CGCCCAUGUUCAAACCCAUGGAUAUUUGAACGAAUCCUGAUCCAUAUCAAUGCCAGUGAAGAAGUGUCAAAUCGGUUUGGCGCCUAUGUUCCUCCCAGUGGCGUCGGAGCUAAUGGAGCCGACUUGUUUUCUCCUCAUAUCCUCCAGAGGCUUGACACGCCCACCUCGCAUUCUCAGGCUCGUCUCAGGUGGCGAAAUGUGGAAUCCAAAAAAGCCAUUCUCCGACUAUCGUUCAUCCAGAUUGGUUAUCGUUCAGCAUAUCACGUACUAAUGCAUCCCUACCAAUAACGGACCACAGCGCUGGCACCCCUAGAUCCGAGUGAUAGUUGGUCAAUUGGACAUUAUGGCUGUUUAAAUCUACGCCAACUUCAUUUGUCAUUCUUCCCCGUCAGUUGCAAAUCCUUGCAGCGCUGCAAGGAUUAGUGUCAGAUCGAUCAGGCCCGGGCACAAACCUAAAUAAUUUUCGAUUCAAUCCCAUAUUUGCUUAUAAGUACCGAAAGGGACGACGAAUUCAGACUGGGACUGCUUGUGGAGUUUCGUGCUCAAGAAAUAUGUGAACUAUUGAUCAUUAAUUUUGUGGUACAGAGUACAGAUUCACCAUUACAUUCACCACCACGGUCUGUUUUCCGACACAUCGUGUACUCAUGAGGUGCUCUCAAUGUAGAGUGUUAUAGUCUCUGUGGUACCGCGAGCGACGCUCCUUCGAUCCUUUUCAAUCUAGUUAAAAAACUCUUUGAUCAUACCUUCCUUCAACUUAGAUCGAAGGAUCAAGAUCAAUUUGAACCUGCUUUCCUCGAGCGAAGCACUGCUUUCGCGCAGAUACAGACGCUCGAUAACGGCUGGAAUGGACCCUUCUGAACUCUCGAUUGUUACAGUCCAGCUCUCCGCAUCAGAAGGAAAGUAUCCAUCUCGAACUAGAUCAGCACAGACGACCAAUAUCAGAUUCGCCGAUUCCCUCCCCGUUAGACGCCCUGACAAGCCACGCACACGGUUGGAGAACCCAUACGCUCCUCCUAAAUCUCAGUACAAUCCGCAUCCUCACGUCCAAUCUAUGAUUAUCAGGAAAUCAAGGAGUUUCACCCCACCAUCAAUUCCUACGGACUUAUCGUCUCGAAGUAUUACACCGUCUCCGUCAGGAUCUCCAAAGCCACUACCUCACUAUCCUCAAGAGCCGUCCAAAAACAGACAAAACGAGAUGAACAACUUCAAGAAACCCUCUUCCCCGCCCCUAGUUGCAAGCGAUGCCAGCAGUAAUGCCAGCGCAACCAGCAUCAAUAGCAGUAGCAACAGCAGUACUAGCACACAGGUUACCGAGCCCACAAUCAAAACCGAAAACCAAUGCGUGAACCCUAUCGUAAAACCAAUCGCACCUGAGUCGCCCUCCAAAGACAAAAACAUACCAGGCCCCUCAAAGCAGCUGCGGAUGAAGAAAAACCUCAUCCCUCCGCUCACCAAAGUCCACUUCUCCUGCUACCAAUCACACCGGUACUUAGCGCCUUCAAACAACGUCGUCUACCCCGUUCCGUGCAUGACAUGUCUAAAUGACGACCAAUUGAUCCGUUGGCGAUGUACGUUCUGCUGUCUGCGGAUCUGCGGGGAUUGCUUGCAGACGAUAGAGAAGUGCAAGCGCCGCUCGCUCAAGGAACUUAUGGAAUCCCUAGUGGCGGCGCUGGAGAGUGCCGAGAGUUCAUGAAGAAAUUCGACAGUUUUCUAUUGGUUUAGUACCCUUUUUUUUGCGUUUUCGCUUUUUCUUUCUUUGGCCUUUUCUUGUUCUGGUUUUGGCUUCUACUUUUCUAUUUGCCUGCCCGCUUACGAGUGAGUGAUUGCUACUCAAUUAAUUGGCUGAAGGUGGAAAGAAACCGAGUAAGAGAGCACCUUGUAAGCGGGAAAAUGGCAAGGCAGUUUUUGGCUGGAGAAGGGUCAAAAAUACCCUCGAUGAGGGCAUUCGUGACAGUAGCAGCUAAGCUUUCUAUUCCUCUUCAACGAACUCCAUUCUGUUUAUUUCAUUUAUUUUUUCCUCUUUGUCAGGAAAUGUUUGUUGGCGUUUGGCGAUCCGGUUGACCCUGUUAGAAAAAAGCAUGGCGCGAGUAUGCAUAAUUGUGUGCAUCGAUUUGCCGUUGUCAAGGUUUUGAUACUCAUUGCCUUUUUUUGUUUACUUUUAUUCUCUUUAUCCGUGGAAUUUUAGUUCCUUAAUGUCCCUCACAUUUUCAUGCCCCCACGUCCAGCACAAAUGCAUUCCCACCUUACGCCCCUGCCAUUCUUUGCUACCCUUUGUUUGGUCAGUAUUAAUAUGGACUCUUGCAUAUUCUUCCUUAAACUAGAUGGAUAGUCGCUGCUCCCAGAGGCAUUCGAGCCUGCGAUAAUAAAAGUCAAUAGCUUAAUACCUUGCAU
Messenger RNA from Histoplasma capsulatum G186AR, 2391 nucleotides. RefSeq lists its product as uncharacterized. Lineage: Eukaryota; Fungi; Ascomycota; Eurotiomycetes; Onygenales; Ajellomycetaceae. The record is from RefSeq and is a predicted model, not a curated record. Bases 845 to 1693 code for a protein of 282 amino acids. The transcript is spliced from 2 exons.